Schistosoma turkestanicum is the source of this 1274-nucleotide messenger RNA. NCBI's taxonomy places the organism in Eukaryota, Metazoa, Platyhelminthes, Trematoda, Strigeidida, Schistosomatidae. The record is from the annotation of a GenBank genome assembly.
GUGCUCAACCGCCUAAAGCAUGGAAAGUGCAUCAAAGAGAAACAAUAUAGAAAAUGAUUUAAAGAAUGUAGAGUUUGAAACUUCCGAAAACAUCGAUGUGAUCCCAUCAUUCGAUUCAAUGUGUCUUCGAGACGAUCUACUACGUGGGAUAUACGCUUAUGGAUUUGAGCGACCUUCAGCGAUUCAGCAAAGGGCUAUCAAACAAAUAGUGAAAGGUCGAGAUGUUAUAGCUCAAGCCCAAUCUGGUACCGGGAAAACCGCAACGCUGGGCAUAUCUAUUCUGCAGAUGUUGGAUACUCAACUGAGAGAAACCCAAGCUCUAGUUUUGUCUCCGACUCGUGAACUAGCCUCACAAAUACAAAAGGUCAUCCUCGCCUUAGGUGAUUACAUGAACGUUCAAUGUCACGCUUGUUAUGGUGGAACAAACAUUGGGGAGGAUAUUAGAAAGCUGGACUAUGGACAGCAUGUUAUAUCAGGAACUCCUGGUCGUGUAUUUGAUAUGAUACGCCGUCGCAGUUUGCGAACAAGAGCUGUUAAGUUGUUUGUCCUAGAUGAAGCCGAUGAAAUGCUGGAUAAAGGAUUCAAAGAACAAAUUUACGAUGUUUAUCGAUAUUUACCUCCUGGUACACAAGUAGUCCUCCUGUCAGCCACAAUGCCUCAUGAAAUCCUUGAAAUGACGUCGAAAUUCAUGACCAAUCCCGUUCGGAUUCUGGUAAAACGCGAUGAAUUAACUUUGGAAGGUAUAAAGCAAUUCUUUGUUGCAGUGGAACGAGAGGAAUGGAAAUUUGACACGCUUUGUGAUUUGUACGAUACACUCACUGUUACUCAAUCUGUUAUUUUCUGCAAUACAAAACGUAAAGUUGCUUGGUUGACGGAGAAAAUGCUCAAAAAUAACUUCACCGUAGCUUCUAUGCACGGUGACAUGGUUCAGAAGGAGCGCGAAGAAAUUAUGAAAGAUUUCCGAGCUGGCGAUAGCCGCGUCCUUAUAACAACAGACUUGUGGGCACGAGGAAUCGAUGUUCAACAAGUAUCUCUCGUGAUAAACUACGAUUUACCUAACAAUCGUGAACUUUACAUCCAUCGUAUAGGUCGAUCAGGUCGUUUUGGGCGUAAAGGUGUAGCAAUUAACUUCGUAAAAACGGAUGAUAUAAAGAUCUUACGGGACAUUGAACAGUACUACUCUACACAAAUUGAUGAAAUGCCAAUGAAUGUUUCCGAUCUUGUAUAAUUCUUGGUAUCUUUUUCGUACUACAAUAAAUGAUUCCAUUUUGUGU